AUCGCCGCCUCUGGAAGGCCCGACUCGCUCAGUCGCGCAGCCGGCUGAGCCGGGGACUCCAGGCGCGGAAGCUAGGGGACAGAAGGACAGAGGCUCCCAGAGACAGCGCCGCCCCACGCGCUCGGCGCUGGGAGGAGGUCGGACCUCGGAGCCCCCGCGCUGCCGGCAGCGCCUGGGUUCGCUCUGCGGAGCUGAGGCAGUGUCUGCGCGCGGCGCGCCGGGUUUGCCUCUCCCGAGCUUCCGCACCCGCCGGAGCUGCUCGCACGUCCGCCACCUGUCUGCCCUCUCGCCUGUCUCGCCACCAGCUCUGUCCUCGGCCCUGGCCUCUCACGGCCGCAGGUGCUCCAGAGUGCACCAAGGAACGCGGCGGCCGCGGCCCACCGGGCAGGGCUCGCGGGGCGCACGGCUCGGCACCGGCCCAUGAAGCUCCCCGGCGCGGGGAGCGGCAGCGCCGGCCGGCCAUGGGGGGAAGCCUGCGGGUGGCCGUUCUGGGCGCCCCGGGCGUGGGCAAGACGGCCAUUAUCCGCCAGUUCCUGUUCGGUGACUACCCUGAGCGCCACCGGCCCACCGAAGGGCCGCGCCUCUACCGGCCUGCAGUGCUGCUCGACGGCGCCGUCUACGACCUGAGCAUCCGCGACGGCGACGUCGCUGGCCCUAGCCCAAGCCCGGGGGGUCUCGAGGAGUGGACAGACACUAAGGAUUGGAGCUUGCAGGACACGGACGCCUUUGUGCUGGUCUAUGACAUCUGCAGCCCGGACAGUUUCGAUUACGUGAAGGCCCUGAGGCAGCGCAUCGCUGAGACCAGGCCGGCGGGCGCACCCGAAGCGCCCAUCCUCGUGGUAGGAAACAAGAGGGACCGGCAGCGGCUGCGCUUUGGACCGCGACGCGCGCUGGCAGCCCUGGUGCGCAGGGGCUGGCGCUGCGGCUACCUGGAGUGCUCAGCUAAGUACAACUGGCACGUGCUGCGCCUCUUCCGUGAGCUUCUGCGCUGCGCUCUGGUGCGUGCGCGCCCUGCACACCCGGCCCUACGUCUGCAGGGGGCGCUGCACCCUGCUCGCUGCACCCUCAUGUGACCAGAUAAGACGCCGCCGCUUAUGGGUCUUGCUUUUGACUGGAAGAGCCAGGGACCUGGAUUGGACGAGAUCGCUCAACUUCACUUAGACCGGACAGGGCAAAGUCUCCUCCCUGACUGGCUGAGGAAAGUUCCCACGCAAUCUCCCAGGCGACGGACGUCCUUUUGAACUUCAUUGGACCCAGCCAGGUCCCAAGCCCCAUUGGACUCAGUCCUUUCUGGGACCUCAUUAGGUCACGGACCCAUUGGAUGGAAAGGACUUGGCUAUGAAUCUGAUUGGCAGCUCUCAGACUGCUCUUGGAGCUUCAUUGGACAUAUUCUUUUUUUUUUUUUUGUAGAGACAGAGUUUCACUUUAUCGCCCUCGGUAGAGUGCCGUGGCGUCACACAGCUCACAGAAACCUCCAACUCCUGGGCUUAGGCAAUUCUCCUGCCUCAGCCUCCCGAGUAGCUGGGACUACAGGCGCCCGCCACAACGCCCGGCUAUUUUUUGGUUGCAGUUUGGCCGGGGCCGGGUUUGAACCCGCCACCCUCGGUACAUGGAACUGGCGCCCUGCUCACUGAGUCACAGGCGCCGCCACAUUGGACAUAUUCUUUAUGCCGCACCUCUUGCGCGGUAAUAAAAGGGAAAACAAUGUGAGUUCACCUGGGAUUUCUGGGCUGGGCAGGAUAAUCUUUUUUCUUUUUUUUUGGUCAUUUUUUUCUUUGGGCAGGAUAAUCUUAAGC
Molecule: messenger RNA, 1796 nt
Organism: Nycticebus coucang (slow loris)
Lineage: Eukaryota; Metazoa; Chordata; Mammalia; Primates; Lorisidae
Gene: RASL10A
Product: RAS like family 10 member A
Exons: 3
Coding region: 462-1073 (203 amino acids)
Molecular function (GO): GTP binding; GTPase activity
Source: RefSeq, a predicted model, not a curated record